Messenger RNA from Plasmopara halstedii, 1497 nucleotides. RefSeq lists its product as hypothetical. Gene Ontology annotation, cellular component: cell wall. Lineage: Eukaryota; Oomycota; Peronosporomycetes; Peronosporales; Peronosporaceae. The coding region runs from base 1 to 1497 and encodes 498 amino acids. Gene Ontology annotation, biological process: cell wall (1->3)-beta-D-glucan biosynthetic process. Gene Ontology annotation, molecular function: 1,3-beta-glucanosyltransferase activity. The transcript has 5 exons. The record is from RefSeq and is a predicted model, not a curated record.
AUGGUUUUCGGCUCCCGCGUUCAACGCCUUUGCGCGACUCUUGCUCUGUGUACUUCAAUCGCUGUCUCUCCAAUCGACGCGUGGAUUCCUCAUAUCAUUACCAAGGGAAAUAAAUUCUUUGAUUCGAAGACUGGAGCUGAGUUUCGUAUGAAAGGUAUGGCCUACUACCCACGACCCAAUGAUGGCAAAUUGUCUGGUGUCAGCAAUUACGACUGGGCUGCUGAUGACCACGAGGCAGUGUGGAAACCUCAUCUUGAAAUCAUGAAAGACCUUGGCGUGAACACGAUUCGUCUCUACUCGGUCGAUCCAGGCAAAUCCCACGACAAAUUUAUGUGUGCGUGCUCUGAAGCAGGCAUUUAUGUGCUUGUAGGCAUCACUGCUCCAUGCGAGAAUUGCUCGGUACUUGACUAUAUGCCACCCAAAUGUUACCCUGACGACUUGUUUACUCGUGCACAAUUAGUCUAUAACGCUUUCGCUGUCUAUGACAAUACACUUGGCUUUAGUAUUGGAAACGAAAAUAAUUUGCAAGUGGAAAAUGGCGCGGAAGGUACAGCCACGGCGCCGUGUGUCAAAGCAUUUCUACGUGACACUCGUAGCUACGCAGCAAGCUGCUCAGGAUCAGUUCGUCAAGUACCAAUUGGUUUGGAUAUUGCAGAUAUUCCCCCUCGACAGCAGUGGAUUGCGUACUACGAUUGUGCAGUGGAUGAUGACGAGAAUACAAGAGCUGAGUGGAUGGGAUUUAAUCCAUACGUUGAGUGUGAUCCAGUUACUCACCUCAAAUACUCACAGUCGACAGGUCUAAAGAAACUUAUGUCAGAAUAUGCUGAGGUUGGCUACGCUCGUCCAUUAAUGUUUGGCGAAUUUGGAUGCAAUAAGGGAGUGAACACCAUAGAAGGAUAUGCAAACCAACGCUCAUUUCUUGAUGCCAAGUGGAUGAAUGAGGAGAAGGAAAUGACUGAAGAGAUUGUGGGUGGUAAUGUCUUUGAAUUCACGACGGAAAUUGCGAAUUUGGCUGGGAGCAAAACUCUUUCCAAGACUGGAGAUACCGGCAAGUAUGGCGUUGGUUACCUGCUUCCGGAAGACUGCGACAACGCUAAGUCUGAGUGCGUGUUUACACCGUACCCGGAAUACGAAAAUCUGAAAAACGCAUAUACGACUACAAAGCAAUCGACGGUAACGCAUGACAGCUAUACGCCAACGCGUGACACCAUUCUGUCGUGUCCAAAAAAUAUAUCAAUCGAGUUGCCACCAACACCAAAAGUCCCGAUUCUCGAGUGUACAAUCACGCAGCCGGUAUGCAACGGCGUUAAGGGCAACAAUUACAAGCACGCAUCAGCGGGUCCCGCUGUUGGUGAGAAACGGAAGCCUUCAAAUAAGGAAGUCGAAGUUAGUGCCUAUUCAGACGCUUCUACAUCAGACGCUGGUGCUUUGUUUUCUGUGGGAACACUUGUUUUGUCUUUAGCGACGAUUGCUGCCUCUACUUUGUUCACUUUCUAG